This is a messenger RNA of Pocillopora meandrina, 17617 nucleotides long. The record is from the annotation of a GenBank genome assembly. NCBI's taxonomy places the organism in Eukaryota, Metazoa, Cnidaria, Anthozoa, Scleractinia, Pocilloporidae.
GGUUGAGAGCGUUGACGAAUAGUAAUCAGCGACACAAUUCUUUAUUACGAUAAGCAAGAUCGAAUGAAAAUUUUCAACUUCUAAAGAAAGAAUUCCGCUUCUACGACGUCUGGGACAAUUUGCACACAAGUUUGCAGGUGUAUUUCUCUUGGUAAGUUACGAAUCGUGUAAGACAAUGAAAUACAGUACUGUGCAAAAGUAAAAGCGAAGUGUUCGAUCGAUGAGGCAACAUUGCGCUGCUCGGCGAAUUUUUCAUCACUCUGAUACUGUCUGAGUGAGUAGGAAAGUAAACCUAGUGUAUCAUUCCAUUCGAAGUCUGUUUAAUCAGCGUGAAAAGGGUAGUAUAAUGAAUUUAAGCCAGUUUCGCUACAUACAGAGUCGGCUAUGGUCGAAGUUUGCCUCACGUUCGCUGUACAUUAGUUAAGCAAGUUCGCUACUGCACAAAAUAAAACAAAUUAUAAGAAAGCCUAUAUUCAUUUUGAUACUAUCGAACAAACGAGAAUAGCGAGAGCGAGAAAAAGACAGCUUGUGAAAACGGUACUAAGGGAGGGUGCAAGGUUACUUUUUUUAACGCGUUGCGAUGUGUUAUUGCAUCCCCAUGGAAACCAAUCUGUAUUUGUAUAUAAUGUACCCGCGGGAUACUACCGCGUAAUCAUGCCGAAGGUUACUUCACAUACGAGAAAAAAAAAUUGCUUGUCUCCAUAAGGAAGGAUUUUUUCCCGUACAAAUAUUGAAAGCCUUGAGACGCGAAAAUCUACAGGAUCAUCAACAAAAUACAGAAAACUGGAUCCACUGAAAACCGCCUUCGAUCAGGAAGGCCGACAAAGCUUCCAGUAGAUGCGAAAGCUUUUAUUGAAAAGCAAAUGUGUAUAAACGACGAGGCAACAAGCAUACAGAUUCCAAAACAACUGGCCAAGCGUGGAAUCGUUGUGAACUCCUCCGCUGUGCGAAGAUCGCGAGCCAAAUAGGGAUGGACGCUGCAGCGCAUCCAUUACUGUCAACUGAUAAGAGUAGCUAAUACGGAGAAAAGACUAGAGUACGCACAACAAAUCCUGGAUUCCGGUGUUGCAUUCCAUAAUGUCAUAUUCUCUGAUGAAUGCUCAGUCUCGCUGGAACAAUACAGACGUACAUACUACCGAAAGGUCCACGAGCCAUUCAAAAGAAAACCGAGGCCUAAACAUUCACUUAAAGUACACGUAUGGGAAGGAAUCAGCAGAAAGGGAGCUACUAAAGUGUGCAUAUUCGAUGGUAUAAUGGAUGCAGAACUGUACUGCCGUAUUCUGGAGACAACCCUUCUACCAUUCAUCAAUCAGACGCUACUAGACCACAGAUUUGUGCAGGAUAAUGAUCCCAACAUACGACAAGAUGAGCGAGGGCCUUCUUCGAGGAGAAUGAUAUAAACUGGUUGCGUACUCCCCCAGAGAGUCCGGAUUUAAAUCCCAUCGAGAAUUAGGCACGAACUGAAAUUUUACUUAGAAUCGAAAGUGAAACCGUGAAACAAACAAGAACUGGUUGACGGAAUAAAGGCGUUUUGGGCUGAGAGGGUGACGGAAGAGAAAUUCGUUAAGCACAUCGACCAUGAUCUCAAGAAAGUCGUGAAAGUUGCCUUUUAUUUACCCUAGUAUUUUACGCAUACAAAACCUUAAGAUUGUUGAUAAAUUUAACAAACAGACAAACAAGAAUAAUGGCACUUUUAUGACCCGUUCUCUUAAACAAUAAACAACAGACUACUCAUGCAUAGCCUUCAUACCAUCAAUUCCUUUUUUUUUUUUUUUUUUUUUGUGCGCAUGAGACCAAAACCGAGACAAAACUUUGUUUCAAUUGAACCUCGCCCUUCCCAAAAAAACAGUAUGGUUAAUUAAGGGCUGACAGAAUCGGGCAUCGAUAUUCCUUGUUUCCUUGCUUAUUCUUUGCAAGUGCCACAAAAACUAAAGCGUGUAUGCAUAUUUCAUUAAUCUCAAAAACAAGAAUUUUAGCACUUUCAAAUUACCCGUCUACUCACAUAACAAUCAAAGGACUGAAAUUAGCCCACGGUUCCAUUAACUCUAUCAAAGUCGCUUUAUCACGCCUUUUGUUCACAUCCUUUCGCGUGUAGUUAAUUUAAAUAUGAAAAGCUCUCAUGAAGCCUACGCCUCUAUUGUUAUGGAGAACAAACCACCAAGUAGGAACCAGUCAUCUGAUAAAAAUCUCGAUCCAUCUACGGGCUUCGAUUGCUAUAAAAGGGGAAAGCUUAAUUUAUUCAACAUAGAUAGUUUUCAUCAUAGCACAUAGAACCAAAAUGGAAAAAAAUAAUUGAAGAAAAAUCGUUUCAGUAAAGUGGAGCCGAAGUCGGUAUUCUGAAGUGUCUCCAUCGGACAUAGCUAUAAAAGGUAUGCUAAAGAAAGUUUGUUAUUUUACUUGGAUGAAAUGUGUAAUGUUCUCCAACCAAAUUGUUUUUAUGUUGUUUUGUUUUGUUUUGCUUUUAUGAUCUGUAUGUUGUACUGGUAAGAAACACCCUCCCCCACCCCCUUCCCCCUUGCGCUGCGACAAUUAAUGCUUUGUUUUUCUGAGGUUUUUUUCGGUUUUUCUUUUCUUUUUAGCUGAGGUGAUCAAGGCCUGUUCUUACCAGUGCCGCAGAACUGACGAAACGAGCUGCAUGUGGGAUACGUGUAAAGUUAGCACCAGAAAACGCUGCCAGCAUUGCGAAAAAAUGAAAAGGAAAAGCGUCCAUACUAAACUGAUCUUGAUUCACCAAUUUCAUCCUAAGGCGUAGUGAACAGUACUUUAAUAAAAUCAUUUGUUUAAUUAAAUCAUUUGUUUAAUUAAAUCAUUUGUUUAAUUAAAUCAUUUGUUUAAUUAAAUCAUUUGUUUAAUUAAAUCAUUUGUUUAAUUAAAUCAUUUGUUUAAUUAAAUCAUUUGUUUAAUUAAAUCAUUUGUUUAAUUAAAUCAUUUGUUUAAUUAAAUCAUUUGUUUAAUUAAAUCAUUUGUUUAAUUAAAUCAUUUGUUUAAUUAAAUCAUUUGUUUAAUUAAAUCAUUUGUUUAAUUAAAUCAUUUGUUUAAUUAAAUCAUUUGUUUAAUUAAAUCAUUUGUUUAAUUAAAUCAUUUGUUUAAUAAAAUAACGUCUUUUUUCGAAUAUUAAAUCUAAAUAUUUCCCUUGAGGCCUGCCUCCUUUCACAAUGCUGCAACGAGCUUCAAAUAAAGCCCCAUUUUAAACUGGCUACAUUUAGUAUAAUACAUGUACCUAUUGACUACCCUUUCAUUGAAUGUUACCUUUGCAGACGCACUUAAACAACAUUAACAACUUACAUAUACCAAAACAUAAUGGGGGAGGAAUCUGAAAAAACUUAUAAUUAUUUCGCUUGAAGGGGAUAUAGAAGACAAGCACUUCUCGCCAUGAGAAAACUCGCUCAGGCGAUACAUAGCCAGAACGAUAUAUCGCAAUGAAUCAUUCCUGAUUCAGCGAUAAAUCGCUGGAGCGAUAUUUCACUGAAGCGAUAUAUCUUGAUGAUGUUCUGCACGCUCUACGAUAUAUCGUUUUAGCGAUAUAUCGCCGGAGGGAUGUAUCGUUGAAACGAUUUAUCGUCGGAACGAGAUAUUGCAGGAGAGCUCCGAUAUCUCGUCGAUUUAUCGUUCUUAAGGUGUCAAGGAAAUGAACGAUAUAUCGGUGAUAUAUCGGAAGAACAAAGCGCGAUAAACAACGAUAAUCGUUUGCAUUACUUUUGCACAGUACUAUAGGAAUAAUGUGUGUCAAGUUUUGGUUUUGGCUCCCCUCUUAAUACUUAGGCCUCUCUAUGCGGUCGAAUUUUCGUGUUAUCAAAUUCACAAUUGAGGAAAUAUAGUAGAAGUAGAGACCAGGGAGCACAUGGGAAAACCGAAUAGGGUAUGAGAUCCGUCAGCGUUUCUUCCGCAAACCAUCUAAAAAUGGCUUAAAUCGCAAAAGAGAAAACCUCUAAGUCCUUCUUUAAUAAAGGGAGUAAGUUUCCCAAAUAAACUGUGGUGCUGCGUCAGAUUCUCAACACGAUUAUCUUCUAGGACUUCUUGUCAAAGGAAAGUAAAGGAAAUAUGUCGAGCUCAGAAAAACAAUAUUCGCAAGUUUCAUCAGGAGAUGACUCAGAGUGUUUGUCUAGCGCCUCGGAGGGUAGUUUUGUAUCGGCAAUAAGGGUUUUGCACCAUACGAAGAAAGUGUCGAACCGACAGCAAACGAAGGAGAAGCUGGGCAAUACGCGAUGUAAGUCGCUGUAGAGGAGGAAGAAGAAGAAGAAGAUCUUCUCCGAAGAUUCUUUGGUGAAGUCGACGUCAGAGAAUGGUUUGUAGCUAGGCUUUUUCUAUUGUAUAAAUUAUUUGUAUUUAUUCGGAAACGCGCAAUUCUAAUCACCUAUAUGGACCUCAUUUAUAUUUACAGAUUUUUUGCGAUCUGUGGCCUACAGACAAUUUGUACGUAUAGUUUGGGCAUAUGUUGGCAUGUCAAACAGAUUUCCUCUUCCUUGCUGUGUGUACAGUGUAAUGAGAUCUGCCUUUCCCAUAGCUGAAGAUGAGUAUCAUAGUUGUGGGGAAGAAGAUGAGGAUGAAUUAUAAUGUAGUGAAGUAUAAACACUUCAUUAUUUUCAAUGAAAAGAUGACGUUACUCGUUUCAACCUUCCAAACGGAUGAUAAAAGUUGUUUUACGGGAAAAUUGUGAGGUUUCAACAAACAUUGUCAUUCAAAGACUAGGUUUCACAAUAUUUAUGUCCUUACUGUUUACUUGAUGUUGUCGCGUUUGGAAAAAGUUUACAGAAAGUCUAUAUGUAUAUGUUACACACUCAAAUCACCAGAUUAAUUAAACACAAGGUUGUAUUUAUUCGAAAACUCCGAGCACAUGCUUUUCUGUUUUUUUUCCCGACACCCUUUGUGGUUCAUGAACUCAACAAAACAUGUCACGCACUCUACACACUUCCCCGCCGAAAAUGAAAGUGUUCUUCUAAAUAUUACAAAACUAUUUAUCAGAGUUCUCUGCAGCUACUGUAAUUGUUGUUUGACGUUGUCUCCUUCAGCACCUUGCGUGCUUUUGAUUUUCUUUUUUUUUUUUUUUUUUUUUUUUUUUUUUUUGUUUUAAUGUUUGGGUCUUAUAAGAGGCUCCUCUCAAGCCCUCGGGUAGUAGACAGGUUGGAAACAGCAUGGCCACACCCAGAAAUACAGGGUAUUCCCGGAUGAAUAGCUGUGAUAGCUGGAGUUUGAAUGGCGUUAACGCGUGAACUGCUGAAUACUGGCUCAGCCGACUGGUACUGUGGAUUUCCCAGGGAGUUGUAAGUUAAGAUCUGCGGCGGUCUCCUUUGGCGCUGCGGCCGAGUCCACAUGUCCUGCUCAGCAAUGUCCUCUCCCUCUGAUCCGUCAUUGUCAGCACUUCCUUCAUUUGCAAGUUGUAUUUCGCUGGAUGGCCCAUUGGUGCCCUCAGUAGUCGCAGAAUCCUCAAUUGACUCUGAAGGCAAAUCGCGUCCUGGAGACACUGAGUUUGAAGUUCUUACUUCAGUAGGUAUUUCCUCUACAAGGUCCACACUACCGAAAUCAUCAUCAUCUUUCCCCGAAUUCUGUAGGUCAUUUCCCGAAACAGACAAAGGUCGUUUCUCUACUGCUGAUUUUGGGGUCGCGUACCAAAUCCCAGGUUUGGGGCAUCUGCUUCCAAAGCGUCACAAGGCAGUAGUAAAUUCCGGUGAAGCACUCUUGCGCGGCCACCUCCACUCUCGGGCUUAACUUUGUAGACUGGGCUUUGAGCCCCAUUCGUUCAACCACAACGUGGAUAGCGCACUCCCAAUGGGAUCGUAAUUUUCCGGGUCCACCGCGCUCUGUUAAGUUUCUAACUAGCACCCGAUCGCCUGGCUGAAGAACGCCACCUGAGACUCUCUUGUUGUAAUAUUGCUUGCCGCGCUCGGCAGUCUUCUUUGCAUUCUGUUGAGCUAUCCGGUAUGCCUCCUUCAUAUCAUGCUGCCAGUUUUGGACGUAAGUGUUAUAAUCUCCCUCUGCACUCUCUUGAUUCAAAUUGAAAAUCAGGUCGAUGGGCAGGCGGGGUGUUCUUCAAACAACAAGUAAUACGGAGCGUAUCCUGUCGCCUCAUGCUUAGUGCAAUUGUACGCGUGGAUCAUCUUGUUGAGUGAUUCAUCCCACUUUCGUUUCUUCAAAUCUGGGAGUGUUCGCAGCAUAGACAAUAGCGUGCGGUUCAUCCUCUCCACUUGCCCAUUCCCUUGAGGGUGGUAGGGGCUGGUGCGAGACUUGGAAACGCCAGACAACUUAUGUAGUUGAUGGAAGAGAUUGUUCUCAAAUUCUCCUCCUUGAUCACUGUGUAUACGGGCUGGGAAUCCGAAUCGUGGUACAAAGUCAUUGUAAAUCUUUUCAGCCACCGUUCGUGCUGUCUUGUUUCGGGUUGGGUAGGCCUGUGCAAACCUUGUGAAGUGAUCUACUAUCAGCAAAAUGUAUUCAAAUCCCCGUUGGCUUUUCUCCAAAUGAAGAAAGUCUAUAGACACCAUCUCAAAGGGGCAGUCGUCGUAAUGCUCUCCAUUGGUGCUCUAGGGGAGAUUUGGGGCUUCUUUUGCUGGAUGCAGUGACACUUGUUGGCGAUGAAAUACUCGAUUUCCUCUUGCAUGUAAGGCCAAUAGAACCUAGAUCUCGCUAAGUCCACCACUCGAUCUGCACCCAGAUGACCCAUUUCAAUGUGAAGUUCUUGGUAAACCAACUGUUUAAACUUUGUGGGUAAUACUAGCUGCAAUCGACUCUUAGUUUGGCGCCACAGGAUCCCGUCCGCUGAUAUAUGGAGUUUAUUCCAUGCUCUCAAGUAGCAAGAUGUUGUACGAGUCUCAUUUUUUCCGCUCUCCUCCUGAUGGGGAUAUCCCCGUUUCUUGUAGGCCAGGAUUCGUGAGAUGUCGGGGUCUUCCCGUUGAGCCCUUAAUAUUUCUUCUAACGUAAGUUGGCGAAAAACCAAAUCUGUGACGCCCGGUUCUGCGUGAGCAAUGCCAACUCUUGCUGAAACUGCUGCCACCCAGGGUGUGGCGUCUGUUUCCUGAUGGAUCACUGCUUGACUUGUUGCACAAAUUGCGUCCUUUUCCAUUUCUGCAAUACAGGUUUCCAUGUAUGCACUGAAAUCUAGCGGUAGGCGGGAUAGUACAUCCGCGUCAAUGUUAGAUUUGCCAGGCCGAUACUUGAUGUUAAAAUUAAAAUCUGCCAGUUCUGCCACCCACCGGUGCCCUACUGCAGACAACUUAGCUGACGACAGAAUGUAAGUUAGUGGAUUGUUGUCGGUGUAAACAGUGAAGAAGGUGGAGUAGUACAAGUAAUCACGGAACUUCUCAGUUACUGCCCAUUUGAGGGCAAGGAACUCCAAUUUUCCCGCGUGCAUGUGGUAAUUUUUCUCUGCUGGAGUUAGUGUCCUAGAGGCAUAACCUAGAACUCUGAGCUUCCCGUCCUGUUCUUGAUACAAUACAGCUCCAAGUCCCUCUUGCGAGGCGUCUGUGUGAAGUACAAAUGGCUUCGUAAAGUCGGGAAAUGCCAUCACUGGAGGAGAAGUCAGUCGGUCGAUCAGCAUGUCAAGCCGCUUCUGAUGUUCCUCUGUCCAUGUUACCUUAUGAUUAUUAGCCAAUCGAUCAGGGCCAGCCAUUAGAUCGUACAGGGGCUUAGCUAUGCGUGAGAAAUCCUGGAUGUAUUGCCUGUAGUAACUCAGGAACCCUAGCAGUUUACGCACAUCACCCACUGUUGCUGGUUUCUGUUUCGCCAAGUUGUGUACGGCAGCCGUGUCCUCUGGGUCUAGAGAGUAGCCAUCGCCGGAAACAACCCGCCCCAAAUAUCUAACUUGUCGUUGGAAGAACUUGCACUUUGAUGGCUUUAACUUUAUCCCAUGUUCCUGCAGUCGACGCAGGACUUGUUGGACAUCCUGAACGUGUUGCUCAAAGGUCUUACUAUACACCAAGACAUCAUCCAGGUAGGGAAUACAGAUGUUGUCACGUAAGCCAUCUAGACAUUCAUUCAUGCACCUUUGGAAUGCCGCCGGUGCAUUCAUUAGCCCAAACGGUAUUCUAUUCCAUUGAUACAAUCCCCAGGGGGUCACGAAUGCAGUCAGGGGGCGGCUUUCUUCUGUCAUAAAGCCUUGGUGGUAGGCCUUCCCUUGGUCCAGAACUGUAAACCAUUUGUUGCCGCCUAGGCCAUUUAAGAUAUCCUGUAUACGGGGAAUCGGCUGUCGUUCUGGAUAUGUUUUCUUGUUCAAUUCUCGAUAAUCAAUACAAAGUCGCAGACUUCCAUCCUUUUUGCGAACACAGACCAUGGGUGAGGAGUAAGCCGAACGGGACUUGCAGAUCCAAUUUCGAUUAAUCAAGUCUUCUAAGUACUCUUUCACUUCCCCAUAGAGUGGCUUGGGGAUGGAGAUAUAGUUCUUCUGUACUGGCUCAUUGUCCUUUAACUGGAGAUCAAGCACCAAGUUCUCCACGCAGCCAACCUCAUCGUCGUUUCUUGCAAAGGCACCAGCUUCUUGCCGUAGCAUUUCGUGGACGAUCAAUUGUUCAUUGUCUUCUAGCUGACUCAAGUCAACUGGUGGCUCCCAUCCAUCUUGUUCCUGACCAGGAUGCAAGGUAGCUUCAGGGUAAAAAUCCUCGUCUCCUCGAGAGUACGAGUCGGGAGUAUUUGGAAUUGGUAGAACUGACUUUACCAGGUGUAUCCGGCCCAAUUCUGUUCUGCGCUUUAACAAGAUGUUUCUGUCUGUAUUGUUUUGGACCACGACGGCCACGUGACUAGAGGUUCCCGGGGUUAUUUUAGUAAGUUCCUCGCCCAAUUCCAGUCCGUCUGGGAGCUCGCUGUCUUCCUUGGGCUCAAAUAUUACUGGCAUCCCCUCUGGAACUGGUCCGAGGUGAGUUUGACACUUAACUGUCGUUGCCUCUCCUUUUGGCAGCAUAACAUCUCUCUUUCCGACUUUAACAGCUGCAGUACCGGUAUCCUGUGUUCUUGACUGGAUCAGAUUGAUCAGGGUACCUACGCGAGUAUGAUGAAUUGAAGGGAAUGACUGCUGAAUGAUGUUACUUGCCGCUUGGUGGUUUCCACCAUGUUGAGCGAGGACUUCUUCUAUAACAUUGAAGCCAAUGAUUGGGUACUCUUGUUCCUUUUGUCCCACCAGUACUGGAACUGUCAGCUCAUGAGCAGUUGUAUCAUCUCCAGCCAACUUAAACCCGACCUCAAUCCAACCGUCAAAUGGAAUGUUUGUCCCAUUCAUCGCUUCCAAAUUCAACUCUUCUCCUGCUCCCAACAACUCUUCAACAUUUCUUAACACCUCCAGCGGUAAGUGAGUUUGUUGCCACUUCCUUGACACAACACAAACCUGGGAACCUGUAUCCCAUAAUGCCUCCACUUCCUUUCCUUGAAUUAGGCAUUUUACCACGCACCUCCGUCCCACGAUUUUUGUCAGUCCGAGCUGCUGUCUUGGCGUCAGGUGGCAGGGAAACGUCGUGUUCAAAUCAUCGCCAUCAUCUCCGGCUGCUUUCUGUUUCUCAAGUUCCUGUAUAGCCAUGCAAACUGGUUUAUGCACAGUUCUGUAUUUUACUUGACAUUCUUUUGAAUAAUAUCUAUUGAUCUUACAGGCUCCGCAGCGGUUAAGUGGUACAUGGUCUGUGCUUUGUUUUCCACACUGCACGUAACGGGACUGAUUUUCUUGCCUGGUCACACCCUGUCCCAUGGGCGUGACCUCUGGCCGUUUCCCUGAGAUUCUGCCGGAGAGCGUCGGCUGAAUUGGGCAUUACACUCGCGUACAUAAUGGCCACUCGCCCCACACCUGAAGCAAUGGUUGCACGGCCAUCCAUUCCCACUUUGUUGGCAGGUCCUACACAGUGGGGGUUGUCUCAUAGGCUGUUGUGUGAGGGGGGUUUGAGCCCGGAGUGGGGCCCGAACUCUCUCUUUGACUGCGGCCACUUCUGCCUUGAGCUCCCUUAGUUCUUUCAUGAGACCUUCCUCCACCCCAUUAUUCUUUGUCUCCUGCUUGUCCCUCCCUUUUGAACAGCAUUUACCUUGGGGUUAGCUGUGAACCGAAUUUCUGUGAUCGCUCCAGUUCGUCACUGAAACACACAUUUAAUUUCUCGAAUAGUUCUUCAUCGCUUAUAAAUUUCUUUUUCCAAGUAAGGCUUCAUUUCGAUCUUGAUAUUCUCACUUUGCAGGCCAAGGGAAAAGCUAUGGACAAACAUGCCAUGUACUAAGGUAGGAUCAUAUUUCAGGUCCGAGUCAGUUUCUUGAGAUGCAAACAAGAUCUUCUGUUUCAAAUCGAGAAGGCGGAUCAAGAAUUCUUGAGGUUUUUCCUUUGGCUGUUGUACAGUUGAGCUCAACUGAUGAUAUAGUUCGGUUGCUGUUCUCUCCUGAUAAUGAGAACGCAUAAUUCUCCUCAAUUUGGCCAGUGUUAAAUCUACCUUACCCUCCAAAUAACUUCUUAGGCUUAACGCCGGAUUUAUCGCUUUUAUCACAGCCUCUUUAAUUUCAUCCUCUGUAUAGUCGUUCUUUAAACCAUUCUCAAUUUGAUGCACUAGCGAGGAAAAACUCAAACGAUCCUUCUGCGACACGUCGCCAAUCUGGCCCGAAAUCUUGAAGUCGCGUUUGAAUUUUGAAAUUGACACCACGGGAUUUUGCUCUAUUUUGACGGUCGCUUUACUAUUUUCAGAAGCUUUCGGCGGUUCCGUUUUCUGUUCCGGUACAAAUUUUCCCUGCAUACUUAGAGACGACGACAACACUUUGAGCUUCUCAUUAUCUAAUUCUUCCGUUUCGAGGUAUUUAUUUAGAGCUCGGAUAAAAACCAACCUUCCCUUGCUCUCAGGCGGUACAGUAAUGUUCAGCCCACUACAAACUUCUUUAAGCCUUUCCUCGCUCAAGGAACACAACGCGGCCUGAAUUUCGAUCUGCAGACUCUCGGUAUCCAUCAUACUUCCAAAAAUAAUCUUUCGUACUCACCAAUAGUGCAAUCAGCCGUUCACAAAAGAAAUGCGACACUUUACGUCAAGAUCAGUCCGCCGUCGACAGCAAUCGACCACAACCAACUCGCGCUCGACGAAUCAACCAAGCGUGCCAAUUACUUUGUCCUUCACAACCCAAGGCAGUUCUUCGUCGAUGAUAAGCCUCUUCGGUCGAGUCCUGGCAGGGUCGCCAAUGUUACACACUCAAAUCACCAGAUUAAUUAAACACAAGGUUGUAUUUAUUCGAAAACUCCGAGCACAUGCUUUUCUGUUUUUUUUCCCGACACCCUUUGUGGUUCAUGAACUCAACAAAACAUGUCACGCACUCUACAUAUAUAGUCAUAUAUUAAAUAGCAAAUAUAAUUUUGUCACCUGAAAACUGUUGUUUGUUUUCUAAUCAAGUGCUCAAAUGCAACAAUAACGCUUAUUAAUUUUUCAUAACACAGUUGAGUGUAGUUUUAUAGUUCCACAUUGCAUAUAAUCAAAGCCAUACAAUAACCAGGCACGAUAGUUGACUUCUGAAACAGGUUCAUAUCCAGUGAUUCAAGUUGUAGCUCUCACUCCUGACAGGAGAUAAACAAGAAAUUUUUCAUUUCAGGGAAACCUGUUUAUUCCCCAGGGCCUGGUUGUUCAAAGAUUGGAUAACGUUAUACACCCGAUAAAUCACUAUCCAGCAUAUGUGUGUUUUCCUUUCGCGAGUAGCAGCAGUUGCAGCAGGCUGAAUAUUGCCUGUAGCCCUGCAUCAUAAAUUAGGAAAAAAAAAACAGUUUCAUGGACUGAUUGAUCAUUUGAAUGACUGAUUGUUUCAUUAUUUGAUUGAUUGAUUCAUUUAUUUGUUUACAUUUGUUUACUCAGUCAGUCUUUAUUUCUCAAAACAUAAUAUUUUGUCCUUCACAAAAUAAGCAAGACCAAAAAGGGCAUUUCCCUCUAACCAGAACAGGUUGGAGGACAGAAAACUGUUUCUUUCUGCUUUCUGGAAUGGAACUUUUCAAUGGCCUCUUCCUUUUUUCUUUGCUUUGUAGCAUACUGUGCAAAGCUUGAGGGGUCUCCCUGCCCAACUCCUCUUUCACAGCCCCUUAGCUUCCCUCGACGAUGAGAUUAGUGUUUCGUGGAUUUCAGCCACAUACUCUGAAAACAAAGUGACUCAAACAGCUCUCAUCUAUUAAAUUUGAUGAGAUAGGUCCAUCUAUCUACACACCAGGUAAUUUAGUGUUAACAACUGAGUUGAAAACGUAAAUUAGCCACCGUAAAGGGUAAAAAAGCUGACGUUUCGAGCGUUAGCCCUUCGUCAGAGCGAUUGACGACGGGCUAACGCUCGAAACGCCAGCUUUUUUACCCUUUACGGUGGCUAAUUUACGUUUUCAACCCAGUUGUUAACACUAAAUUACCUGUUAUACUCUCCCACCGACGCAGCACCACAGUUUCUUUAGAAACUUACCCCUUUAUUCAUUUAUCUACACACCAGUCACAUUCUGCAACAAAAAUGUGUUUUAUUUCAUCAAAGAAAAUAUUGAUCUUGAAAGUAUGACGCUGAAGUCAUUUAGCCAGUUGGUGAGAAAUCUACUUGUAAGGGAAGUAUGAAUAUUAUCAAAAGGCAGAAGAUGUAAGCUUAAAAGCAGGAUAUAGAUUUUUUUUUCAGUGGAAAAGCUUCGGCUGGCAACAGCUACAUUGUAAAUAACUUGUUUGGUGUAAUUGUCACCAUAGGCAAGAAACCCAUUGAAGUAUCUGAUGCAGCUACCCGGGGAAUUCAGUUUGCAAACAAAAAUGCUUUCUCAGUAUUGUUCAAUAUAAGUUUCAUCUAUAAACACUAGGAAAACUUACAUUGUCACCAUCAACACCGUCAACAACAAAUACGGAUGACGUAGGGCCAGCCAUCGGUGGAGUGUUACUGCGCAAGAAACUCUUAAGAGACAGAUGUAUAGUUAACAAACAGUUUGCAUGCACUGGUAUAUAAAAUACAAAUAUUAUUUAGUGACAUGAAUUCAAAAUGAUCCUCGUUAGAUCUGGAGCCUUACUUGGAGCCGGACUGUAAUCGUCUUUAUCUAUGAUAAUUACAGAAGCAUAGUUCAAAUGAUCUCCCAGUUCUUUUUUAUCAACAGACUAUGUCUUGUUCCCAAUAGGGGAAAGUAAGUCAUUGAUCUCCUAAGUGAGAAAAAAAAAUACCGUGAAUUUUAAAAUGUAACACGAAAUGAAGUGUAAUAGUGAAGUACACUUGCAAAACAAGGACAAAGUUUUUUUUUUUUUUUUUUCUUCAACCUCGCGAUUCUUGAGCAAUACAUCGGUUCAACCUUAUCCACCAAUUUUUCCCCUAAAGAUAUCGAAUUCGUUAGACCUACUGCCUAUUUCCUAAAUUCUGGCAUGCAUCAGCCCUGUAUCAUUUUUCACUCGUGGCAUUUGAAAAAUACAUGCGUGUAUUAGCGUUUCAAGCAAAAGCUUACUUUAGAAGACACCUUUUGGGGAGAAGUAUUUCAGAGAGGAUAACAUACAUUGAUCAAAAAUUCCACGUUAAAUCUCACGUUUCUACUCGCAGACGUAUUUGACAUCUAAACUACUCUUCAUUGUUUUACUUCCCAGCUAUUUGUUAAAAAGACGAUGAUGAUUUCGGUCAGUCGGCUACGAAGAACUGUCGCCUUGAGCAUGCUCCUUUUUAACAUCAGUGGAACAACGGGAUAUCCUACGGGAAUUGAAAUUGUAAAUGCAUCAUUCUGUGGUGAGCGUCUCUCUUUUGAUUUAUUUUUAAUCCUCUUUAAAAGGUAUUCCGCUCUCAAAAGCUGCUCAGGAAUAAUUACAGAAUGUUACUAGAAAUCGAAUGGGAAGUGAAAAAUGAGAAUUCUUCAAAGAAAAAAAAAGAAAUGCUAAUUUGCUUUCUUACAGCUACCUGGAAAGACUUGUAUAUUUUGCUGAACUAGAAUGAGAUUUUAGAUGUGAAAUUCAUGCCAUUCAUGAGUUGAUAAAUGAAGAAAGAGGAAUUACGCGCUACGAGGAAGAUUCCCUUCUCGAUUAAUCAACUACUUUGGAGGCCUUCAAUGAUCUUUCCAAUUUCCAAUUUUUCUGUUUGUAUUCCUCAUUUCUGAUUUCCGAUUCCUGGGUUUGACAAUUCGUUCUCCACUCUUAAUCGUUUAUCCUCGAUUCCAAAUGAUUUUCUUUUCACUUUCCAUUACCCCCCGCCCUCCUUAUUUCAAUAAACCAGCUGCCGAUAAGACCAUUCAUUUUUUGAAAAAGUCCACAUUUUUUCCGAACAAAAUGGGAAGAGCCAGGCCAUUGUAAUGUUCUAUACAAUUCUGUUUGUUCUGUUUGUGGGCCAGGAAAUACGUUAUAUUAGAAAGACAGGGACUGAAGGACAAGUCAUUAUUUAUUGCUUGUUGGGGGGCUGGCUAGUAUUUACCUGAUCCCCCUUCAAGGCUCUAUAAUAUUCCUACGGUCUCUUCUCAUUGGCAGUUAAUCGGAGGUUAAUUUUCUGCAGUCCCCCUUUUACACACCUUUAUACACCUUUAGUGACAACUGAUCCCCAUCCCCUCCCAUGUGAUCCCGCUCAAAAUCUUCCACUCCAGGCCCAAAAGUAUGGAGAAAUAAGAAUCAUAUCGGCCGUUUAAUAACUAGUGACUGAACAGUAAAUUGUGCUUGUUUCCCUGUAGUCUAAGGUUUUAAAAACUUUUAGCAAUUAUUUAUUUUUGUGCGGGGUUUCCCAAAGCGUCAAAAUAGCAUUGAAAUUCAAGCUUUAUUGUUCCAUUCUUUUUAGGAAAGUAUGAUAAGCCUCCAACGUUUAAAGUUUCGCAUUGGCCUUUCAUUCCCACUGGUGUUCUUGUCAAAUUGAGUGUAACAUUUACACCUGGUAAGUUGAUAUCAAUCGAAUACGGAGGAGUUAUUAUAUUUUAAUAAUUUUGAUAUCGAAUAUGAUAUUGUAAACACUGGGAGGGAGGAGAGAGGAGAGGCUUAUGAAAUUCCAAGGCUUCGGGGGAAUCAGAGGAGAAGCUUUUCGGAGGUGGGGAGGGUCUUUGAUCUAAUUUUUAUUUUCCGGCUGAAAACUUUCGACAUUCAGAAUGUGAAACAAUGGAGUACUUCAAUUACAACUUUUUUUCGGAAAUGAAAGUGUGCUUUGGGGAAGGAGGGGAAAGAAUCGCUCAGGGGAGGGCCUUAGUAGACUAGUUGGAAGGGAGGGGAGGGUUCUACUAGAAACGUGAAAGUCCACAUGGUAAAUUUAUAAGAAACAGAGGGAAGGGGCCCGGCGGCCAAGAGAGACGGGCUGUUGCAAAUUCAUAGAAUAUAGAAAAAUAAAAAAAAAUAAUGAUAAAAUAAGAAAUUGCAAAUCCUACCAGCAUGUAAGACAUGUAAGACUAACGCAUAUCUCGUUUGAACCUACUGUAGGGUCCAAUCAAGUUGUUUUUCAUAGAACACUCCAAGAUUUGAUCCUUUUGGUGGUGGGGGUAAUCAGAUUUUCUUUUGGAAUUACACUCGUGACAAAAACUUUUAAUAUUCUUCUUUGGUCAACGACCAAACCAUUAAUCUAACCCCUUUCUUAUCCAGUUGACUGUAGGUGGAUACUAUGAAGAUCCAGGAUUUGAGAAUAGAAGAUUUGGGUUAUCGCUGAGAGCGAUCGCCAGCAAGGGGUUCUAGGGAAAAUUUGGUUUUCAAGACCUCGGGAAAACACCCCUCGAUGCACAACAGAUGUAGCUCAUGUUGUAUCACUUCCUUUACACAAGGUUCUCCUAGCCGCUUUCUAACCGAUACUUGCUUCUAAUAGUGGUGAAUGUUUUGGAGGCGAUCUUGCAAUACGAAUUGGUCUCAGCAGACGGUGAGGUUGUUUUCAGGAACAGAUACGACCGUGUAUGCAUUUCUUCCCCAGAUCUGUGCAGCUUACCUGCUGGUGGUAAGUCUCCAAAAGAGAGUGAAAACAAACAAAAAACAAAACAACAAAACAAAACAACAACAAAAACAACAACAACAAAAAAGAAUUAAAACGGGAAGAGAAAAAAAAACGGGAAGGGGACUAGGAGAAACUUUUGCACACAUGGGUCUUCUUACCUUUUCAAAUAUUUCCAAAGCUUACCGAGUACUCCGGUCAAAAGAUCGAAACUAUAGGUUCUGCUCUUUAAAAAUUCCAGCCUAAAACCAAGGAGGCUUUUUCCAUCAACUGGGAAAAACUCAUUAAUCAUUUCAGUUAAAUAGUCAAUGAUGUCAACCUCACACUUUUGCUUUAAUAGCCGUUUAUGGAGGUUCGUUUUCUCCUAUAUUCCUGUCAUCAUAGUUAUGCACAUCUGUCGAGAUUAGUAUUAAUUCAAAUGGUUUCUUUUUUCAAAUAGUUUUUCAACCGAAGAAGGCGCGAGCUGAGACACAUCGAGGCGUGUUUGAGAAAUUAAAAAUGUUUACAAUCUCUCCAAAUUGCUCUCUUGACCAUCUCGAACAGGCAGCUUCGAAUGCAAAAACAGAGAAAAAAAAUACAAAAAAAUGGCAAUAAAAUAUUCAGGCAAUCUGUUAUCACUGAUUACUGUAUCGAUCUUAUAUAUUGCUCUUGGCGGUGUCUCCCAUUAUGACUGACCUUAACUGAUUUUUGUUAUUGUAUUUUAUUUUUAUUUUUGUCUUCUAGAAACCAAGGUGUGGGUUGGAUCUGCAAAGUUGCCGCCCAUUCCUCCAUUUUUUAAGGUAAUCAACCAAUUGACGCAGCUCUGUCAGCCCACCGGUCUCAGUGCUUGCGAUUCCUUUCUAACAGCUGCGACUGCAUUUCAGUCUUUUCUCCCUCGCUAAAUUUCUUCUGGUUUGUUACUCAUAACGUUGUAGUUUUCGUCCUUUCCGUUAUGAUGUUUAUGCACCUUACAAGCGCUUGUACAUUUUUCAACGAAAUUGAAGCCGAACUCUCCCGUAAGCACUCAUCCUAUUGGCUCCAAAAUCAGCUCUUCUAAGGUUUUAAAAUUCAUUGGCCACCAUCCAGGCCUAAGAAUAUACCAAUAAAUUGGUUUUAUAAAGUGAGUCAAACCUGCGAAUGAGCUUCCGUGAAGAGUUUCUAAAGCUGACAUUUUAAGCGUCAGCCUAUCUCUCUGAGUAACGACUAACGCUUGAAACAUCGGCUAUGAAAACUCUUUACUGUGGCCAGCUUACAUCAUCAAAUCUUUUGUUAAAACCAAAUAAUCCUGUUAACCUCUCCCCCCACCGACAAAGCGCUAUAAUUUCUUUGGAAACUUACACUCAUCAUUUCAAUGAUUUCCAGUCGAGCAUUUUGUAAUCUUUUUUUAGAAAUUUUUGUAGGCUCAUUUCAGUAGCCAUUCUCUGCCAUUCUCUCUUCAUCACAUUGACCGCGCGCUUUGACGAAAUAAUAAUGAUGGUGAUGAUCAUUAUAAUUACGAUUACGGUGAUUUUUGUCACUGCGUGUCCUAGUUGGAUCUGCUCUUUUCGAGGAACAAGAGAGAGUCGUUGAUAAAUACAUGCGUUGACAUUCUACGUUUUAAGACAUUCUGCUUUCAUUCUAUUCUUCAAUCUAUUAUAGAAACGAACCUAUAAGGGAAGAGUUCAACUUUUCAAUGAAAAGAACAUAAUGUUUCUCUGUGGUGAAGUUGUUGGAAAGGUACGCUAGAAGACGAACACGAGUCAAGACUCAAGUGAAAGACAAGAAGUAAGGGGGAAAGUAAUUCGCUUAAGCAGGGGAAGACAUUUAAAAAGUCGUCUUGCAAUCGCUGAUAUUGUAAAACAAGGUUUCAAAAUCUAACGAC